Messenger RNA from Metarhizium acridum CQMa 102, 2013 nucleotides. Lineage: Eukaryota; Fungi; Ascomycota; Sordariomycetes; Hypocreales; Clavicipitaceae. The record is from RefSeq and is a predicted model, not a curated record.
AUGCUCCGAAAUCGUCCUACGAGAAAGGCUGUCCGCGACCUUGGCCAGGCGAGGGCCUGGUCGACGCCGCCCACAGCCACUCUUGCGCAGUCAAAGCUGCCCGCGACGCAAAGAACAAAGGCCACUGCUACCACUUCUUCCGCGCCUCAAACUCGCCCUGUGCCCAGCCCCGCCUUCAACUUGAAACCCGAAUCUCGUCGUCAUGUUCAGCCUCUUAUCAACCGAUCGAAACCCGAGAUGGAUGAGUCGUUCAUCGGAAAGACCGGCGGCGAGAUCUUUCAUGAGAUGAUGCUCAGACACGUCGGCUACCCCGGAGGCGCCAUCCUUCCCGUCUUUGAUGCCAUCUACAACUCGAAAUACUUUGAUUUUAUCUUGCCUCGACACGAACAAGGCGCGGGCCACAUGGCACAAGGGUACGCACGUGCCUCCGGAAAACCUGGCGUUGUACUCGUUACAUCGGGUCCAGGAGCGACCAAUGUCAUCACACCCAUGCAAGAUGCUCUCUCAGAUGGCACUCCCAUAGUGGUCUUCACUGGACAGGUCGUAACAAGUGCGAUCGGACUGGACGCGUUUCAAGAGUGCGAUACUGUGGGCAUUAGCAGGAGUGCGUGCAAGUGGAAUUGCAUGGUUACAAGCAUUGCUGACCUCCCGCGCCGAAUUAACGAGGCUUUCGAGAUUGCUACCAGUGGUCGUCCUGGCCCUGUUCUCAUUGACCUCCCUAAGGAUAUUACAGCUGGGAUUCUUCGAAAGGCUAUACCAACACAAACCUGCCUACCCUCUUUUCCAAGCAUCGCUUCUCAGGCUGCCAAACGACUAAUGCAGAAGCAACUUAAUACCUCCCUUGGUCAUGCUGCUGAGCUUAUCAAAGUAGCUAAGCAGCCUAUCAUUUACGCUGGCCAAGGCAUCAUCCAAUCUAAAGAUGGAACUGACCUUCUUCGCGAGCUAGCUGAUAAGUGUUCUAUUCCUGUUACAACAACUCUCCAGGGCCUUGGUGCAUUUGAUGAGCGUGACGAGAAGUCGUUAGGAAUGUUGGGUAUGCAUGGCAUGGCAUAUGCCAAUAUGUCUAUGCAGGAGGCCGAUCUUAUUAUUGCUCUCGGUGCUCGCUUUGAUGACCGUGUUGUCCUCAAUGCUUCAAAAUUUGCUCCUAAUGCUAAAGCUGCAGCAGCUGAGAAGCGAGGCGGCAUUAUUCAUUUUGAUAUAUUGCCUAAGAAUAUCAAUAAGGUCAUUCAAGCAACUGAGGCUAUUGAGGGCGAUGUUGCCACUAACCUCAAGUUGCUUAUACCUAUGCUCACAUCUACAAGCAUGGAGCAACGAAGUGAAUGGUUUAACAAGAUAUCCGCAUGGAAGGCAAAGUGGCCUCUUUCCAACUAUGAGCGCGCAGACUCCCCUGGAGGCAACGGUCUUAUCAAACCCCAGUCCCUAAUUGAGGAGCUGAGCGAUCUCACCUCUAAAAUUGAUAAGAAAACAAUCAUCUCGACCGGAGUGGGCCAGCAUCAAAUGUGGGUAGCACAGCACUACACGUGGAGAGAGCCUCGAUCGUUUGUCACGAGCGGUGGACUAGGCACCAUGGGCUUUGGGCUGCCAAGUGCGAUUGGAAUUGCAGUAGCGAGACCAGACGCCCUCGUUAUUGACAUUGACGGCGAUGCGUCCUUUAACAUGACCCUAACAGAGCUCUCCACCGCUGCUCAAUUUAACAUUGGCGUUAAGGUUAUUGUUCUGAAUAACGAGGAGCAAGGCAUGGUUACUCAAUGGCAGAACCUGUUCUAUGAGGAUCGCUAUGCACAUACCCACCAGCGGAAUCCGGACUUUGUCAAGUUAGCCGACGCAAUGGGUGUGCAGGCGAGGAAGGUCUCCAAGCCAGAGGACGUUCGGGCUAGCCUUGAGUGGCUCAUCAACACAGACGGUCCAGCUCUUCUCGAGGUUAUUACCGAUAAGAAGGUGCCUGUCCUGCCUAUGGUACCAGCAGGUGCUGGCCUCCACGAGUUCUUGGUUUAUGAUAGAGGUAAGCUAUAG